Molecule: messenger RNA, 1344 nt
Organism: Aureobasidium musti
Lineage: Eukaryota; Fungi; Ascomycota; Dothideomycetes; Dothideales; Saccotheciaceae
Source: the annotation of a GenBank genome assembly
AUGACACCAGCCGAUUCCGAGUCACACUCGUCUUUCAAGACACCCAUGGCAUAUGUCGCGCCUCCAGAGCGCCUCGACCUCGCAAUGUCAGAAGAUAUACUCAAGAAGGCACACAAUCUCACCUACGCACACCUGAACUGUCUUGAAUGUCACGGCAAGAGCGUCUUCGCGGGCAACAACUCUGUAAGCCUGCUCUUGAAUGCCCUGCGCAUCCACUGGAAGGUCGCUGGCAAGACUCUCCAGAACGUAUCGGAUCAAGGCAAAGAUCUCUACGAGUUCCUCGAACUGGAAGUGGACGGUCAGCGCAUUAUCAGCAACCUGUUCACUAGAGAGGCGAUCUACUACCUUCUGGGUCGCGAGUUUCCGGACGCCAUGAUGAUUCUGGCCGCUAUCGUACACAGCAUCUAUGUCUCGCAAUGGCGCAGCUGGUCCGUUGCACAAAACUACAAGCACGGGACGCAAAACCGUUUUAUCCUUAUCAUCUCUCAUGCUCAGGCAACAUCCAACCAGCUAAGCAACAACGUCCUGGCUUUCAAGAGCAACGCCGCCCCUGAAUUGAGAAAGUGGGCUGAGGAGACAGUGGCUCGCCAUCUGAUCGCCAUUGUCACCCCUGGACACUUGCCUCCCUCUUCUGCUCACAACAGCAACCAUCUUUCCGAUUCUCGUGAUUCGGCUCCAGGCUUGAGAGAAGCCAAAAACACCGCCAACCCUGCAACUCAGCCUGUCAAGAAAAACACUUCCCGCAACGGCUACGCAAUCGAAACAGGUCCCUACAACGAGCGCACCGAGGUUCCUUUUCGACCUAAGCCCUCGACCAAGCGCAAGGCUCCUGGCUCUAGGCCCAGCUAUCACAACUCACCAUCUAACAAGAGGAUCAGGGCCGAGGGCAAUGGCAGAUUCAGAGUAUCCGACACCUACAGGCCUACAAGUCCCCAACGUCCCGCCAUCAACAUUGGUCGUGACUCACCUAGCCGUCGUCGUCCUUACAACUUCCCAAGCACCCCUACCCCUAUCAAGUAUGUCGACCACCACGAGCAACGGGCUCUCGAUACACCCAGCCACGAAGCACUUCGCAAGGCCAAACUCCAGGAUCUACAGUCAAAGAUUGCCCAGCACAAAGUUGACGACAUGAGCCUCGACUUUGCAGACUCUGGCUUGGGUCCUAGUUCCAGCGGCCCUCACGAACACAACACUCCGGUUGUCAACGGACCAUCCUAUACCGACUAUCUCCGCAAGAAGGAGUUCAUUUUCGAGUCUCCCAUGACUGCCAACAAGGGUAGAACUCCCGGCCAUGUGCGCAUUGAGAGUUUCAUCGUUUCUGAGGAAGGUGAAAUCUUCGACUGA